Symbiodinium natans is the source of this 1642-nucleotide messenger RNA. Lineage: Eukaryota; Dinophyceae; Suessiales; Symbiodiniaceae. The record is from the annotation of a GenBank genome assembly.
UCCCUCGGCGACAAAGAUCGCCGGCGAGCACCCGGAAUGGGCGCAGCGCUGCACCGUGGAGCCGGCAAGGCCGGGCGAGCCCUGUGCAUUGACGAUCUUCAUGGCUGAGGUGGGCCUGGAUGAUAUUCAGCUGUUGCGAUGGUGCAGCUGGAUGGAUCGGCGCUUGACCACCGAACGGCCGGGCUUUGCGGGUCGCAGCCUUUUCAAGGCGUCCACCAUCGACUUCUCGGAGAACACGCUCUCCGUAAAGGGGAUCAAGGCCUUGUGUGGCCUGCUGGAGAAGCACCGCGUGCGCUGCGAGGUGCUCCGGCUCAGCGGGAACCGAAUCGGCAACGAGGGUCUCAGGUGCAUUGCGAAGUACCUGGCCUCGUCGAGCCAAGCCCCAGUUCAGGAGCUGCUGCUCACAAAGAAUCGUUUCUCGAUGGAGGGGGUCAUAUGGCUGCUUGGUAGCCUGGCUCUGCACCCCGCCUACCCGGUGUGGAAUGCCGCCACUCAGCGGUUCGUCCCGCUUUGGUUGCGCUUGGAGAGCAACCGGGCCACCCAGGAGGCGCACCGGGCCCUGGCGGAAGCCUGCGAACGCCUGUGCUUUGCCGUUUGCCUCGGCGAGAGGACGGAAGACGAAGCCUGCGGACCUCGGCGGUGUGUGAACGCCGCCUGCUCCGACCAGCUGAAGCACAACUGCGUGGCGCACCUCUCCGGGACUGCUUGGAAGGGCACUGUGCCAGCGCCUGGCUUCCACGCUCGAGCUUUCUUCAGCGCCCAAGGGCAGCCAGAGAUGAAGGCCUCCAACGGUGGCGCCUCGGCCCGCCGUGAGGAGCCCCGCGUGCUAUACGAGGAUGAGGACCUCGCGGUGGUGCUGAAGCCCUGUGGAUGGUCCACGACGCCCCAGCCCGAGGGCGUGGACCCCUCCUGGGUGUGGCUUGCGCCCGCAGCGCGGCGGGCACGAGUCGCGAAGCUUGUUGCGCAGGAGUCGGCGGCGCCAUUGCAAGGCUGGCUGCUGCUGCAGUUCGGGCACGAUCCCGUGUGCGAUGCCUGCAGGGACCAGACCUUAGACCGGGGCCUCGCGCACCGAUUGGAUGUGGAGACGUCGGGCCCGCUGCUGAUCGGAAAGACGCACAAGGGCUACGAGCACGCACGGAACCAAAUCCUCCUCGGGCUGCUCAAGGACUAUGUGGCCUUGGUGCAUGGAAGCUACGCACCGGAAAGGGUGAGAGGCGAGUGCCACCUGGCCAUUGACACGAGCACUUACCUCGAGACCGGGAAAGUCAGUGUGGAUGCGCGCGGCCAGGCCGCCUCCACAGUUUGGGAGGUGCUUGCCGAGUACGAGUGCCCGGACAAGAGAGAGAGGUAUUCGCUUCUGCAUUGCCGCAUGGUCACCCUGAGGACCCACCAGCUCAGGGCGCACAUGAAGCACUUGGGUCACCCGCUAGUGGGUGACAGCUUGUAUGCAUCGGGGUUGGUGCCGGACUUCUGUCCCCGCCUUUUUCUUCACAAGAUCCGCAUCGGGUUCUUCAACCUUCGCGGAGAGGCUUGCCUCCUCCGCUGCCCACUGCAAGCUGCGCCUGAACUGUGGCGCGCUCUCGGGCGGCUGAAGAAGGUCGGCGGGAUGGCCCUGCUGGGCUGCGGCGCCCCCGGGCGCUAG